AUGUCGGGCCAAACAUCGAUACAAUCCAAGUUGCCAGGCUUGCACAUUAACCUCCCUCCUAACCACCAGCCUACGCCCCCCAUGAAGACGAAGGAAGUGAUUGAGUCUUGGGAAGAUGAUGAUCCUUCUUCCCCUAUUGAAGAAGAUCUGAAUACACUCUCUCCUAUCGAAGGCACGGGCGUCUCCCUGAAACAGUUCGAGUCCGCAGAUCCUGCACUGCGUCCACCACCUCCUACUCCCAUUGCCCCGGGCAAUGGUGGGCAGUACAUCGACUGGUCGUCUGCCCAGGUGCUUGGGGGAGGCCGUCCAAGUACCAGGCCGUAUACCGCUUCCGGAGCAUCCACACCGCAGACCGACUCUGAUCGAGAGCGACGAAGACCAGAGAAGACGACAGCCACCGCUAGUCGAAUGAUAGCCGCAGGGUUAGGGAUGAAAGUCCCUAAGAAGACCGAGGAACAAAAGCAGUAUGAUCGAGCGGUUAGGGAGCAGGAGAUGAAACGAAGAAGCAAGGAAAAGGAGGAGAGAGAGCGUGAAAAAGAAGCUGAAGAGAAAGCCAAGGCUGCUGUUUGGGACGAUUGA
This is a messenger RNA of Fonsecaea erecta, 579 nucleotides long. RefSeq lists its product as hypothetical. Bases 1 to 579 code for a protein of 192 amino acids. The transcript has a single exon. The record is from RefSeq and is a predicted model, not a curated record. NCBI's taxonomy places the organism in Eukaryota, Fungi, Ascomycota, Eurotiomycetes, Chaetothyriales, Herpotrichiellaceae.